Molecule: messenger RNA, 2362 nt
Organism: Prosopis cineraria
Lineage: Eukaryota; Viridiplantae; Streptophyta; Magnoliopsida; Fabales; Fabaceae
Product: cucumisin-like
Exons: 10
Coding region: 53-2263 (736 amino acids)
Biological process (GO): proteolysis
Molecular function (GO): serine-type endopeptidase activity
Source: RefSeq, a predicted model, not a curated record
CAAAACACACAAACACUACUUGAGGCUCCAUCGCUUUUUUAGCAAUUUAAACAUGUUUUCUCUAAGCUCCUGGCGUCUCCUCUUCUCUCUCCUUUGCAGUCUUCUCGUUCUUCAGGCACAUUGCGAUGAUCCUAAGGCACAGACUUAUAUCGUGUACAUGGGGGAUCAUUGGAAGGAAAUGAAAGUCGCUGAAUUACAUCACACGAGCAUAGUUCAAAGAGUCCUUGGCAGAAACUUUGCCCGAGAAGCUCUGUUCCACAGCUACAAGAAGAGUUUCAACGGAUUUGCGGUGAGGCUAACACAAGAGCAAGCUGAAAGAAUGGCCGAAAUGGAUGGGGUGAUCUCUGUUUUCCGAAGCGAAAAGCACAAGCUCCAAACAACGAGGUCCUUGGACUUCAUAGGGUUCCCAAAGCAAGUGAAAAGAACAAGUUUCGAGAGUGACAUCGUGGUCGAAGUAAUCGAUUUUGGAAUUUGGCCCGAGGCUGACAGCUUCAACGACCAUGGAUUUACUUCGCCACCCAAAAAAUGGAAAGGAUCUUGCCAAAACAUCACUUGCAAUAACAAGAUUAUCGGAGCAAAAUACUUUAGAGUGGAUGGUACGUUCGACGAAGACGAUAUUAUAUCUCCAAGGGAUUCAAAUGGUCAUGGAACUCACUGUGCAUCCACAGCUGCAGGAAACUUGGUUAGCUCAGCGAAUCUAUUUGGUCUAGGUUCGGGCACAGCAAGAGGGGGAGUCCCUUCAGCGCGUAUUGCUGUGUAUAAACCUUGUUGGUCAUCAGGUUGUGAAUCCGCUGACAUUCUGGCAGCAUUUGACGAAGCAAUCUAUGAUGGCGUUGACAUACUUUCAGUAUCACUUGGUCCUUCUAGGGAGAUAUACCGUGACUUCUUUGAGGACGUAUAUGCAAUAGGAUCUGUCCAUGCAAUGAAGAAAGGCAUUCUAACCUCAAGUGCUGCCAAUAACUUGGGUCCAAAGCUCCGGACCAUGACUAGUUUUGCGCCCUGGUCGCUUCAAGUGGCUGCUUCCACUAUUGAUAGAAAGUUUUUCACCAAGGUUCAGCUGGGAAAUGGCAUGGUUUUUGAGGGAAUCUCGUUGAACACCUUUGAUCUUCACAACAAAACUUACCCGUUGAUUUAUUCUGGUGAUGCACCCAAUAUCACCGGUGGAUUUAACAGUUCCAUAUCAAGGUCUUGCAUCGAAAACUCCUUGGACGAAGCAAUGGUGAAGGGAAAAAUAGUUUUGUGUGACAAGUAUUUGCCUGCUCAAACGGGACUAGCAUCUGGGGCGGCUGGGAUUGUGGUUCCAGGCAUUUCCUCCAAAGACUGGGCAUCUUUGUUCACUCUUGCUCUUCCUCUUGCUGUGCUUACUCUAAACGAUGGCACAUCCAUUUUCUCUUACUUGAAUUCAAGCAGUAAUCCAACUGCUACUAUAUAUAAGAGUAAUGAAGGCAAGGAUUCUUUGUCCCCUUACGUGGCUUCCUUUUCUUCAAGGGGUCCAAAUGUGAUUACUCCCAACAUUCUCAAGCCUGAUAUCGCUGCCCCGGGAGUAGAUAUCAUAGCCGCAUGGUCUCCCAUUUCCCCUAUUUCACAUGCAAAAGGAGACGAGAGACUAUCAAACUUCAAUAUUAUAUCAGGAACUUCCAUGGCUUGCCCUCAUGCUACUGCAGCAGCCGCCUAUGUCAAGUCAUUUCAUCCCACGUGGUCUCCAGCAGCAAUCAAGUCUGCCUUAAUGACCUCCGCCACGCUAAUGAGUUCCGCUCUCAAUCCGGAAGCUGAAUUUGCAUAUGGAGCUGGACAAAUCAAUCCCGUUAAGGCUGUGACUCCUGGUUUGGUAUAUGAUAUCAGUGAAUCGGAUUAUGUGAGUUUCUUGUGCGGACAAGGUUAUAAUAUGACAAGCCUACGAAUCAUUACAGAUGAUGUCGUCAACUGUGAAAAAGCUAAGAAGGAAACAGUGUGGGACCUGAAUCUGCCAUCUUUUGCUCUGAAGAGAAACAUCUCAGCACCUUUUAGCAAUGUGUUUCAUAGAACUGUGACAAACUUUGGAGUAGCUGGAUCUAUAUAUAAGGCUAGAGUGAUUGUUCCUCCAUCUUUGUUGAGUAUUCAAGUGACACCAAAUGUUUUGUCGUUCUCAUCUGUGGGUGAGAAGAAGUCGUUUACAGUUACAGUUGAAGGAAGAAUAAAUGUGGAAAUAGUCUCCGCCUCUUUGAUUUGGGAUGAUGGUAAUUUCCAAGUGAGGAGCCCCAUUGUGAUUUACAGUACUCAGUGAGUACUCACUGAGUGUCAGACAUGGAUUUACAGUCUUGAACUUGCAACAGAUCAUUAUAUUCUUUUAGAUAAUUCUUAAAGCGUGUCAAUGUAUAAUAGU